Molecule: messenger RNA, 4009 nt
Organism: Bubalus bubalis (water buffalo)
Lineage: Eukaryota; Metazoa; Chordata; Mammalia; Artiodactyla; Bovidae
Gene: ST3GAL3
Product: ST3 beta-galactoside alpha-2,3-sialyltransferase 3
Exons: 10
Coding region: 383-1396 (337 amino acids)
Molecular function (GO): sialyltransferase activity
Source: RefSeq, a predicted model, not a curated record
CCGUGAUAGCGGGCCCCUCUCGGGUGCGCCCGCCCACUGCUCUCAGCGCAGCCCCGCAUUGGUCAGCCCGGUGCCCCGCCCGGCUCCCGCGCGCCGAUUGGCCAUGAAUGCCCGACCCCCGGCGAGGGCGCUGAGGCGGAGAGCCGGAUUGGUGGUCCCGCCGUCCCAGGGUCGCGGCCGCGCGCUCCGCCCGCGGCUGCGUCCCCACUAUGGCGGCGCCCAGGCGACCCACCGUGUCGUGGGCGCCCGCCGGGGUCCCCCGCGGCUGCCGCCCCCGCCUAAGCCGUCGCCCCCACCUUCCCGCCCGCGUCGUCCCUGGCGCCGCCUCCCCCCUGCCUCCCUUCCCGCUGCGGUCAUGUAGGAAAUUGUAGAUCAUGUGAAGAUGGGACUGUUGAUAUUUGUACGCAAUCUGCUGCUAGCCCUCUGCCUUUUUCUGGUACUGGGAUUUUUGUAUUAUUCUGCAUGGAAGCUACAUUUACUCCAGUGGGAGGACUCCAAUUCAGUGGUUCUUUCCUUUGACUCCGCGGGACAAACGCUAGGCUCAGAAUAUGAUCGAUUGGGCUUCCUCCUGAAGUUGGAUUCUAAAUUGCCUGCAGAGUUAGCCACCAAGUACGCAAACUUUUCAGAGGGAACCUGCAAGCCUGGCUAUGCUUCGGCCUUGAUGACUGCCAUCUUCCCCCGGUUCUCAAAGCCAGCACCCAUGUUCCUGGAUGACUCCUUCCGCAAGUGGGCUAGGAUCCGGGAAUUUGUGCCGCCUUUUGGGAUCAAAGGUCAAGACAAUCUGAUCAAAGCCAUCUUGUCUGUCACCAAAGAAUACCGCCUGACCCCCGCCUUGGACAGCCUCAGCUGCCGUCGCUGCAUCAUCGUGGGCAACGGAGGUGUCCUGGCCAACAAGUCUCUGGGGUCGCGGAUUGAUGACUAUGACAUUGUGGUCAGACUGAACUCAGCACCAGUGAAAGGCUUUGAGAAGGACGUGGGCAGCAAAACCACACUGCGCAUCACCUACCCCGAGGGCGCCAUGCAGAGGCCUGAGCAGUACGAACGAGAUUCCCUCUUUGUCCUUGCUGGCUUCAAGUGGCAGGAUUUCAAGUGGUUGAAAUACAUCGUCUACAAGGAAAGAGUGGUGGCAUCACCUUCUGGAAGAUCUGGGCCUUCCAACCCCUUCCUUGUCCCGGCCGCUUCUUCUUGGACUGCACAUUCCUUUGGCCAUAUCAAAGUGUAUGCCCAGUUUCACACCUCCACAUCUUCCCGAGGCGAUAUUAGACGCUCCUCUUCUGAGCCCCCACAACACCCUAUUAUACGUAAGGGCUUUCUUACAUAUAAUAAGACUUAUUUAAGCUUAUCUGUCGACUUAUUUAAGCUCCUGGGGAGCAAGGAGUGUCCUAUUUAUCUCUAGGCCCAUCACCUCCAGCGGUGUUUGAGAUGGAGCUGGCAUGCAUUAAACAAAUAAAUCAAUGUGGAAACUGAAACUCAGAGGGAGGCAGGAACGUGUGGCAGAGGCAGGAUUCCAACCCAGGUCUUCUGACUUGGGGGGGCUGCCUCCCUCCUCAUGGCCCCAGAGAGCAUUCUUUUAGAUUCAGACCGUUGCAUUCUCCUCUCGCCUCUUCUGGGAAUCUCUCUCCUCUUAGCCAUGUUUGAUCUUCUUUCUGCAGUUCCAAGAUCAUUCUCCUUGAUUAAAAAAAAAAAAAGAGGGGGGGAAGAAAGAAAACUAAACAGCCCUGGCCUCUGCCCGUCCAGUUGUCCGUCGGCGUUGCACAGCCAGCCCCAAGCCGGCUCCUCUUUUUGUUCAUUGCUUUUUCCAAAUAUAGCCUUCAAAAAGGUUUCUGACCCUCUCCUCAUAGCAUGCAUCAAAAUAAAUUCCAAAUGGACUAAAAAGUAAAAUAUAAAAAUACAACCAAAGGAAAUUUUGAAGAAAGUAAAAUAGAAAUCACAUCUCUAGCGGGAAGAGAAUUUUCGAAGGACAGAAGUGCUAGGAAAAAUCAUAUUUGAUAAUACACGAGCAUUUAAAUGUAAACAACAGCAACAACCAAAAAACACUGGAUACCACAAAACUUUGAAAAGUUUAUUUCAGAAAUAUGACAAAUGGUUAUUAUCAUGAAAGUAGACAAGAAACCCGUUAGGACCCCAGCAGUUAAGGGGCAGGAGACUGAACUGAUCACACGGAAGGAGAUAUAACUAGUGAACAGCAGCAAUCUCUUUAACCUUCCUGGCAGUCAGAAAAUUCAUGUAAAAGCAACAGGAUGCCACUUAUCACCUAUCACAUCUUCAGAGAAUGUGUUUGAAUUAUAAUGCAUAAUUCUGGCAAGAGUGCAGUGACAGGUGCUCUCAAAGGCGACUAGUCUGAGUGCAAAUGGGGACAAGCUUUUUGGAAAGGAAGUGACACUUGGCACCAGGAACCAUCACCCAAGGGAAGGAAAAAUCUGCCUACAAAGGUUUUUAUUAUAGCGUUAUUGAUAAUGGCCAAACCCAAAUAUAACCUAAGGAGUUUAUUAUGAAAAGUAUGGUUCAAGUAGCAGAUGGCAGAUAAAGGAGUAGCCCGAGACCCUGCAGAGGCUGCAGGCACCUAGACCAGCCUGCACAGCUGCUCCUGCCCCCACUCCUUCGGUGUGGGGGUCGCUGGGACAGCACUGGAUUCCGCACGAGGAACAGAAGCCAGCCUCUUCCUCUGCCUCCGCCCACUCCUCUGAGUUUCAUUUUCCUCUUCUGCACAAUGGGGAUAGUGAAGGCUUCCCGGUGUGGCUCCGGUUGCACAGCUGUAAGGCGCCACAGGACCCCUGGCACACUGUGCUCGCUGCAGGUGGCCUCACCUUCUGAGAAGGCCAGGCCUUGCCUUACGGAGCUGCUCUUGAGGGCCGGAGGGAAAUGCCCAUCCCAGGCCCAUCCUCCCCGGUACUGGAGACCCCAGAAUUUCUUACCAUAGCAGUGCCAAGUCCACUUCUGUGCUUUUGAGGGUAGAACACAUCUCCCUCUGCAGACUCCUAAGUCCAAGGACGAUGUUUGCAGAGGCUGUGAGUAGAACUUGGGUGUGCAGACUGGGCAGUCCCAGCACAUGUGCACAGUACUUCCCAUGGUGUGAGAUGGGACUGGGGUGAGAAGGGAAGGGGAGAGCAGGUGGGGUCAGGCUCUCCCUGCACGCCAGGCCAGCACCAGUCUCCAGGAGUCAGAAUUCUCAACUCAGACCUGGCCUUCUAGGUCAUUUUUCAAGGGAGGGUAGAAUACAUUUUAUUUAACAGCUUGGUACCUUGACUAGUAACAUAUUUAGAAUCUAAAAUUUAGAUGUGGUGUGUGGACAUCCAUUUGUAAUUUUGUCCCUGGUCUCACAAAUCUUAGGGAUAAGCCUUCAUGGAUGUGGUGGCAGUGGCUGGAGGUGACCUGGGUAGAGAGGGGACCAGAUGGUGAAAGGUCUUGUAAGCCAAAGUCACAUCAAGGAGCUGGGACUUCAUCCUCUGGACUAUUAAUAGCAGAAACUAACAAGCUGCCUUUGUGCCAAGCGCAUUAUGUGUGUGACUUUUCGUUGUCAAGUCACAGAAACAUGAUGAAGAAGGACUGAGUCCUAUUUCCCAUAUUUUGGAGAUGAUGGUAAUGAGAAUUUGAAGGGGUAAAGAACUUUCCGAGGGAAUGCAGUGUUAGUGGUUAGGAUUCAAAAACAGACCUACUGAAUUAUUAGGGCAUUUCGCAGGCAGAGUGGACUGACAAGGGAAGGAAGGAGGUAGUUGUGGGUGGAUCUGUGCAGGAGCCACAGACCCGGUGCUGCUUGGUUGGGGAGAGUGAGAGGUCAAGGGCAAGUGAGGAUUCAAGUCUGAGUUGUUGGGGACGAAUGGUGGUGGCUGGAACCCUCAGGGGAAAUGGAUUGGGUCAGAAAACAAACCUCUCAGGGCCUUGGUUUCUAUAGGAGAGGACCAGACCAGAUGUUCUUAAAGGUCUCUUUUUGUAGGAUGGUAAUCAAUAUUUUCAGGGUUGUCACCUGAAAUAUUAUAUUUGUACAAAAAAUUAAAUGGUUUAUACAUAA